Lithohypha guttulata is the source of this 1479-nucleotide messenger RNA. RefSeq names its product Glutamate 5-kinase (gene PRO1). NCBI's taxonomy places the organism in Eukaryota, Fungi, Ascomycota, Eurotiomycetes, Chaetothyriales, Trichomeriaceae. Gene Ontology annotation, molecular function: RNA binding; glutamate 5-kinase activity; ATP binding. The coding region runs from base 1 to 1479 and encodes 492 amino acids. The transcript has 2 exons. Gene Ontology annotation, cellular component: cytoplasm; cytosol. The record is from RefSeq and is a predicted model, not a curated record.
AUGAAAGGCCAAAAGCGUUUGACUAUUGUCAUCAAAGUCGGCAGCUCGUCCAUAGUCGACGAAAAAACACACGAACCCAUCCUGCCCAUCCUCUCACUCAUAGUCGACACAGCCAUCAAACUCCGUCGCGCCGGUCACCGCGUCGUCAUCGUCUCCUCGGGCGCCAUAGCAGUCGGCCUCCAACGCAUGACCAUCGCCAAGAAACCAAAACUCCUCGCUCAGAAACAAGCCCUCGCCGCCAUCGGUCAAUGCCGACUCAUCGCCAUCUGGGACAGUCUAUUCGCGCACAUGAACCAGCCUGUGGCACAGGUGUUGCUGACGAGAAACGACAUCGCGGAUCGGUCGCAGUACCUCAAUGCGCAGAAUACGCUGAACGAGUGUCUGGCGUUUGGGGUUGUGCCGAUUGUGAAUGAGAAUGACACGUUGAGUGUGAGUGAGAUUAAGUUUGGGGACAAUGAUACGUUGUCGGCGAUUACGGCGGCGAUGGUGAAUGCGGAUUAUUUGUUUUUGAUGACGGAUGUGGAUGCGUUGUAUGAUAAGAAUCCGAGGGCGCAUGCUGAUGCGAGGGCGAUUGAGGUUGUGGAGGAUAUUGAUGCUUUGACUGUGGAUGUGUCUUCGUCGGGGUCGGCGUUGGGAACUGGUGGGAUGGCUACGAAGAUUACGGCGGCACGGUUGGCGACUAGUGCGGGUGUUACGACUAUUAUCACGAAGAGCAGCAAGCCUGGGAAUGUAAAGGAGAUACUGGACUAUCUGCAUCCUCGGGAGGCUCCAGUGCAGGGGACCGUGUUCACAAAUGGAAGUGUCCUUCCUGAGCGACAGGCACCUCUACAUACAAGGUUCGUGCCGACCGGAGUGCCGAUGCGAAAUCGAGCGUUUUGGAUUUCGCAUGGACUGGUGCCACAUGGGACGAUCUAUAUUGACCGAGGCGCGGCAACUGCUCUGCACAACAAGGCUGGUCUAUUGCCAGUUGGUAUUGUGGAAGUGAGCGGCACAUUCGCCCAGCAAGAAGCUGUGAGACUAGUGGUCGUUGACAGACAGCCAAUCGGAUCGCUCUCACCAGCACCAUCUGAUGAGCCUGGUCAAAGAAACUAUUUUACUCUGCUGUCGAAAGGAGAAGAGAUCGGACGUGCUCUGGUGAACUAUAGCUCUGAACAAGUUGCUCUUGUCAAAGGUCUUAGAAGUACCGAAAUCUCGAGAGUGCUUGGAUAUGCUGACAGUGAGUAUGUGGCAUACCGAGAAAACGUGAGUCUCAACAUAGAACAUCGAAGCAGGCCGGAGACGCCUGUUGGAAUUGGCAGCAGGACACCUGAGGGGAGCAUUUCAGAUCUGCGAGAUUUGAGGACCGAAGUUCUGGCUGGCAUGCAUAGGCGGGAAACGAGCAUGGAUAUGCAGGACUUGCAAUCUCCUCCCCAGCAGGUGCAAGACCACUUGCAGGAAACUGAAGAAGUGGAAGUCGCGAGGACCAUAGCUGAGCACUAG